AUGCCGAAAACUCGUUUGAAACUGUCUUUAAGCCCCGAUUGGAAGCAAGCAUUGACUCGUCUGGACUUCGGUUACUUCACGUUUUGUGGUGAGAGGGACUCUGUCAAGAAUUAUCCGCACACUUUGCUUUUGGAGGCCUUUUCGGAAGCAUACAUGCACAUUCAUGUCCUCUUCCCCAGCAUGAAGAAAAUGAAGCUUGGUGUGAAGAAUUCAAGAAGAAUGUUUGGUACCGCCGCGCAAAAAACUUUCACUGACCGCCUUCUAAUUCCUGCCAUUCGACGUGUUUUGAUUUGUCCUCGUGCAAAUCGAUCUGGUGGCUCUUAUGGCAAAGCCAUUGGUACUGAAUUUCAUAUGACGGUGCCAAAAUGUUUGCUUGGUUCGGAGCUUAGGCUCUUAGUCAAGUCUAUGCGUGAUAUUGCCAAGGAAAGUCCCGAUUUGGCCGCAUAUGGCCAUUUUGUUUUUGUGAUUUUUUCUUUCGGGGAAAAAGCGCAAUGUGCGGUCCAUAUUGACCUGAAUCUAUUUGCCGAAUCCGAGGAUGGCCGACCAUUGGUAUCGUACGUUAAAGAGGAAAAAGUCGAAAGUAUGGGAAAACGUUUUGGUGAUCCAUCCAUAAAGACAGAUGAUUAUGGAAUGUCUUUGGAUUCUUAUGGUGGCUUCUCGGGGAAAGACGAAAAGGUGUCCGGUCCAUGGAUACCCGAGAAAAUGAGAAAUACUUUUCGUCAUCAAGAAGGUCAUCAUUUAAAGAACAUGAGAUGGGGUAAUGCCCGUGUUUCCGAAUACCGAAGACACCAGUUCACUACUCGUUUGGAGGUUUGUUUCCCCGCGAUCUUAGCCACUACGGCUUACGUCGACGUCUUAUUCGCAAAGUUGAAGUCUGCUUUUGCUGGUGAAGCUGACUUGGCCGAAAAAUGUCUUGGUUCCGUUCUGUCGCAGUCGUUCUCCGGGUUAUAUGUCUUGACCUACAUGCCCAACAACGUGCUGUUUUUCCCUGGUGCGUUUGCCGUCGAUGGCGACAGAGUCAUGUUUGGGCAUACUUUCCAUUCUACUCGUAUUCAACAGGCAUUUCCCGGUGCAGUUAAUUUUGAUUCCACCGAACAAUUCAUGUCGAGUAGAUUCCAGGACGGUUACGUAAGAGGUACCAACGUGCCGGAAGCUUUUUAUGAUUUGUUCAACAAUACCGAGACAACCUUAGAAGGAUUACUUUUGACAAUGUUCAAUGCUUUUCCUCUUGCUCCCGUCACUUGUUCUACUCUUCAGGCGUAUUCCGAAAUGAUCACUGACUCCGUGAUGCCAAUCGAAAAACCUUUUGAUCAUUGUCCUCUAUUUUUGUAUGAUAUUUCCAAUAUUGCAACUGUCAAAAAUGUUUAUAAUGUUAAUCAAGGUCUAAUGCAGCACGGUUUCGGGACGAAGUUUGCCGCCUAUUUUUUGGAGCAAUUCUGGGCCGAAUAUAUAACUUUUUUGAAGGAUGGUGAUUGCUAUUUUGACCUACUUGGUUUCUCCAAUGUUCCAACCAAGGCUUUUCUUUCCAACUUUGAUGCUAAGCGAGUGGCUGAACCAAUGUGUAUUACAGAGCGAAUGUAUUGUCUUCUCCCAUUGCCGGAUAGAGACAGCUGUAGACCUGCGGACAUUAAGGAUGAACUGACUGCGUACUUGGAUGGAAAAGGUAUAGACUUAAACUGGAAGUCUUUUGGAACCAGGGCCUGGUAUCUGGAGUUAUUUGCAAACCCAUUAAUCAGUUAAGACGUCCUAUCUCAUUUUCAUUCCUUGUUAAUGGUUCAGUGUCUUCUUGCUUGUAAAUAUCUGCC
Messenger RNA from Mucor mucedo, 1805 nucleotides. RefSeq lists its product as uncharacterized. The coding region runs from base 1 to 1740 and encodes 579 amino acids. The transcript has 7 exons. Lineage: Eukaryota; Fungi; Mucoromycota; Mucoromycetes; Mucorales; Mucoraceae. The record is from RefSeq and is a predicted model, not a curated record.